AUGUGGCCGGCCGUCUUCACGAUGCUUGCUGCCUCUUUGGCCACUGUUCUUAUUGAGGGCAAGAAUUUCGGCGCAUUGGCCCUGUAUGGCGUUAGAAGCGUCAGCGCAAAGAUCAAUAACGUGACCGGUAGAAGCCCGACUUCAGGCAACGAGUCCAGGACCACACAGGAUCGUGCUGUUACCCUAGAAGAUGAGAUACCUGAUCCCGUCCCCAAGGAGCAUCAAGUUAGGUGGUGGGAGUGGUCCAGUAUUACUCUCUUGCCGUGCAUCGUGGCCAUGGUAGCAUUCAAGUAUUUGUAUGGAAUAUCGCCGGCUUUGAUCUUACUCAAUGCAUUCUUGGGACUUAUCUGGGCCUUGGUCAUCAUUCAGGUCUUUGGAGCCAGUGGUAUCAAUCCUGUCGGGACUGUCGCUAAAGGAUCACAAUUUAUCACUGGUGGCAUUGCACGAAACCCUGCCGACAAAGCCAUUUCGGCGACUGGGUCAAAGACUGUUCUCGUUGGAGCAACGUUGUCUUCGUGUGCUGCGAGUCAAGCAGGUGAACUCUGCCAAGAUUUCAGAACCGGCUUCCUUCUAGGCACUCCAGCAAGGGCUCAGUGGCAUGCACAAGUGCUAGAUGCCACGGCAACUCAGUGCCAGUUUGCUCUGCCCUCGGUCACGACGUGGCGAGUGGUCACCGAAGCUAUCCUGGCACCUCAAUUUCCCAUUUCCCACUCCAGUUGGAUCUUCAGCAUGGUUUUCUCCGUGCUGGGUGUUGCUAUUGUGAUGCUGAAGCGAUUUAUACCACAAAAGCCAAACUUGAAGCAGUACCACGUUUGGAUCCCCAAUAUGCCUCUGGUGGGACUGGCAAUGACUAUUGCUUCUUCUCAAACGGUUCUCACCCCCGCUAUCGGGUCAGCGUUUGCAGCGACAUGGGGCAAAUUUUGGCCCAAGUUCCACGAGAGACUUUUAUAUCCUAUUGCAUCAGGCGGAAUCGCUGGCGAGGGUGUUGGCUAUGUCGUCUUGAGUAUUCUCCAGAUCGCUGGCGUGGGGGGCGACAAAUAUGGCACUAUGCUUGGAUCCUAUGGAGGAGCUUGUUAA
This is a messenger RNA of Fusarium odoratissimum NRRL 54006, 1077 nucleotides long. RefSeq lists its product as uncharacterized. Bases 1 to 1077 code for a protein of 358 amino acids. The transcript has 2 exons. Gene Ontology annotation, cellular component: fungal-type vacuole membrane. The record is from RefSeq and is a predicted model, not a curated record. Gene Ontology annotation, molecular function: oligopeptide transmembrane transporter activity. NCBI's taxonomy places the organism in Eukaryota, Fungi, Ascomycota, Sordariomycetes, Hypocreales, Nectriaceae.